AUGAUAACUGGUGGGUUCCCCGGGAAUGCCUCCCAGAUACAAGGCAAUGGAAGUCUAGUGGUGCCCAGUCUGCUGCCAGACACUUCAGUACUCCCUGAUCGACAGGUGGCUGCUUUUAUCAUCCGCUGUGUUAUCCCUUCACUGUACUUAAUCAUUAUAAUGGUGGGUUUGCUUGGCAAUAUCACCCUAGUAAAGAUCUUCAUUACCAAUAGUGCCAUGAGAAGUGUGCCAAACAUCUUCAUCUCUAGCUUGGCAGCAGGGGACUUGUUGCUGCUGGUGACCUGUGUACCAGUGGACGCUUUCAGAUUUUUCUUUCAAGAGUGGCUGCUCGGGGAAGUGUGCUGCAAGCUUAUUCCUGCCAUCCAACUCACUUCUGUAGGGGUAUCAGUCUUCACUCUGACAGCUCUCAGUGCAGACAGAUACAAAGCUAUUGUCAAUCCAAUGGAUAUCCAGACAUCAAGUGCUGUUCUCUGGACUUGUUUAAAAGCUGCAGCCAUAUGGAUCAUUUCCAUGCUUUUGGCAGUCCCUGAAGCAGUGUUUUCUGAAGUGGCACACAUCAAUGGAACAGACAAUGUCAGCUUCAUAGCAUGUAUUCCAUACCCACAAAAUGAGGAGAUACACCCAAAGAUUCAUUCUGUCCUAAUUUUCUUGGUCUAUUAUCUCAUCCCACUUACCAUUAUUAGUGUUUACUACUACCACAUUGCAAGAACUUUAGUUAAGAGUGCACACAACAUUCCUGGAGAGUACAGCGAGCAUUCUAAGAGACAGAUGGAAACCCGAAAACGCUUGGCUAAGAUUGUCCUAGUAUUUGUCGGCUGUUUUGCCCUCUGCUGGUUUCCCAACCACGUGUUGUAUAUGUAUCGUUCCUUUAACUACAAAGAAAUUGAUCCAUCCCUGGGACACAUGAUUAUCACUCUUGUGUCUCGAGUUUUGAGCUUCUCCAAUUCUUGUGUCAACCCUUUUGCACUUUAUUUGCUUAGCGAGAGCUUCAGGAGGCAUUUCAAAAGUCAGCUUUGCUGUAAGAGAAAGCAACGUCAUGAGAGAUCAACAAGUUACCUAAUUAAUUCAUCUGCUAUCCGAAUGACAUCCCUGAAAAGCAAUGCUAGAAAUACUGUGACCAGUGUAUCCCUACUGAACGGCCACAGUUGCCAGGAAGUCUCUUUGUGA
Messenger RNA from Bombina bombina (fire-bellied toad), 1167 nucleotides. RefSeq names its product neuromedin B receptor (gene NMBR). Gene Ontology annotation, biological process: bombesin receptor signaling pathway. The record is from RefSeq and is a predicted model, not a curated record. Gene Ontology annotation, cellular component: membrane. Gene Ontology annotation, molecular function: bombesin receptor activity. The transcript has 3 exons. Lineage: Eukaryota; Metazoa; Chordata; Amphibia; Anura; Bombinatoridae. Bases 1 to 1167 code for a protein of 388 amino acids.